Molecule: messenger RNA, 3835 nt
Organism: Amphibalanus amphitrite
Lineage: Eukaryota; Metazoa; Arthropoda; Thecostraca; Balanomorpha; Balanidae
Product: sensory neuron membrane protein 2-like
Exons: 10
Coding region: 44-1450 (468 amino acids)
Cellular component (GO): membrane; cytoplasm
Molecular function (GO): scavenger receptor activity
Source: RefSeq, a predicted model, not a curated record
GAAGCGACAGGCUGUGGAAAACGAUCGUGCGGUCGCAGAGAGCAUGGUGCUGACGCCAAGCUCAGAGAGCCUGGAGGGCUGGCAGGCGCCCACGGACAAGGUGGACGUCUUCAUGCAGUUCAUCAUGUUCAACGUCACCAACGCGGAGGCGGUGAUCGCGCGCGGCGAGAAGCCGAUGCUGCAGGAGGUCGGCCCCUUCUCCUACAGGGAGAGCCGGCGACGGGUGAACCUGAGCUGGUCGGAGGACGGCGCGCGGCUCACCUACUCCGAGCACCUGUCGUAUGCGUUCGACCCGGAAACAUCGGCGCCCGGCGUGGAUGAGGACACCAGCAUCGUCACAGUCAACGCUCCAAUGCUGAUGCUGCAGGAGCUGGUGGCCUCGCUGCCGCUCUCGAUGAUUCUCAGUGGACUCGUCUCGGCCACCAUGGGGCCGCAGCUGCGCCGUCCGUUCGUCUCCGUCCCCGUACGACAGCUGCUGUUCGACGGGUCGCCGGUGCCGGCGCUGAAGAGCCUGCUCAGGCUGCCCGGCACCGGAGCCAUCCUGGAUGGUCUGUGUGGCAGAGGACUGUGCGGCAGUCCACGCGACCUGGAGAGACUGAAGAACGGCCGCUUUCCGUCCAUGAUGUAUAACAACUCUCUGGACGGCCCAUAUACGAUCGAUACGGGUAAAAAUGAUAUCGACCGUUUCACGCGCGUGGAGUCGUACAAGGGCAAGUCAUCGCUUGAUUACUGGGGCUCGUCCUACUGCAAUAUGCUGAACGGCACAGAUGGAAUCACCUAUCCCCCGCACAUGGAGAGAAAGGACCGCAUAUUCAUAUUCAACAAGGACCUAUGCAGAUCCAUCUACCUCGACUACGAGCGCGACGUCGAGUACUUCGGCAUCUCGACGCGUCGCUACGUGCCGGCGCGCGCUGUUCUGGAGGACCCGGCCGUCAACCCUGACAACAAGUGCUUCUGCGCCCCGGAGGACCACUGCCUGCGUGCCGGAGCGCUCAGCCUCAGCCCCUGCCAGUUCGGAGCACCAAUUGUCGCUUCUACGCCUCACUUCUACAACGGAGAUCCAUCCUAUCUAGAAGCCGUGGACGGCCUCGCCCCGGACAAACGCUACCACGAGACGUUUAUCGACAUUGAGCCACUCACCGGACUGGCCCUGAACGGCGGUAAGAAGAUUCAGAUCAACAUUGACCUAGAGCGGUUCGGCUCUCUGGACGGUAUGGAGCGGCUGCCGCCCGUGCUCUUCCCGGUCAUGUACACCAACGAGACAGCGGUAGUGAACUCUGCACUGGCGGCCGAGUUCCGAGACCGUCUGCAGCGUCCGCUGAGUCUGGUGGCCGCCGCCCGCUGGCUGCUGGUGGCCCUCGGAUCGGCCCUGCUGCUGCUGGCUGGACUCAUGUAUCUGCGUCGCCACAGCCACCCCACGACCAAGGCCGGACAGUGCCCGCUGCAAUGACGGUCGGUCCCGGCUGCGGCGCAAGCUGCACCGGGACCCCAGCUGGGCGCCGGCCACUGCCGGCUCGCCGUGGACGCGGAGGGCAGCGAUCAGACCCUGCUGCCGCCGCCGCAGUACCCGACAGACACCGAGCGACGGCCGCUCACACUGCAGGGCGCGGAGGGCCGACAGACUAGGAACGGUGCAGUGACGAACGGGACCGCUGCGGCGGCAGUGAACGGUCGGAGUGGGGAGAGGGUGACGGCGAAUCGGUUCUGACGCGAGGCGUGAAGGCGGUGAUUGAUCUUUGUGGGAUGGUGGAGUUCGUGUGAUGUGGAGUAGGCAGUAAGCUGUGAGACUGAGGCGACAUGGUUGAUGCUGAUAUUUGGGGUGGGUAUGGGCCGCAGAGCCAGCUUCUCUCAUUACUCGACAUCCUCGCUCCUCAUUCAUCGCUCGUGGCUCUCAGUCACAGAACCAAAUACAGCCGGCGUGCCUUGCCGUCGGCGCAGUACUAGUUAUCCGAACCCACGGAGUCGCGGCGAUGGUAGGGUGUUUCGCAAACCAACACACUGUCAACAUCUGGAACCGUCAUCAUGAUCACCAUGCUUGCGGCUCAUUUUAACAUUUAUGAUCUGUGUGACAUCAUCGUUGUCAUCACUUUGAGAUCUGAUAAUUUUUUUUAGAUGAUUUAUUUCUGUUAAGGAAAUCGCACCUUGCAAAAAAAUGUUUUUUUUUUCUUCGAAAACAAGCCAAGCUUGAAUGCCCGAGCUGUGGCAAAGUCGUUAUCCCGACUGACCCAUUCUUUCGUCGAAGAGCUAUGUGCACCAACCGUAGCAUACUCGUAGCUCUAUGUGUGAAGGCCGUUUUAUCAUUUAGCUCCCAAGCUGUAGCCAGUGCGCUAUGCUAAAUAGCGUUUUCCCGUUAACCCCUUCGCAAGGGGUCGUAUUCGCCGCAUUCCAUUUGUUCGUUUGCAGAGAGCCGUCUCCAUCAUGUGUGUUUGUUUGUCCUAUGUGCAAUGGUAGGCAGCAGCUUUGGCUGUGGUCAGUGAUCUUAGACCAAGAUCGGAGCUUUAUACGUGAUACUGCAAGUUGCUGAAGGCGAUGUUCUCGUUUCUUGUUGAGUUCUUUCGAGCAAAUGUGUGAUGCUGAAUUUUAGAAAUAAGGUCAUUUAUUCGCUUUGAAGGCUGUUGCGUUGGUAUGUUUGGGCCGUGCUUGUGGUUAGGCUUUACUAAGAAAUAUUUAUUGCUUGUUCGCCGCCGUUUAGCCUCCGUUAGGGCGGCGCAGACUUUCCAUAUUCGAUGGACGUAUGUUGGACUGCCGGAAGUGUCACGAAGUGUUGGAAAUAUUGUUGUAAAUGUGCGACACCAAAGUCGGGACCCUCCCGUCUCGAAGGAAACCGUCCUAAGUGUGUGUUCACUACUGUAUUGUUAGUGAAAAGUCCCAUAGAAGUAGACACAACCAUAUGCCUUUCACUAUCAAAUCAAGGUUAGCGCAAGUAGACGUUUUAGUGUACCCCACUAGCUGAUUUCCCUCAUAAAGCGGGAGUAGCACAUGCUGGUGCCCCUGUGCGGUCAAGUUUUGCAGUUGAUUGAGAUUCAUUUCAGUAGUCUAGCAUCAUUCAAUGGCAGCUCAGACGAUUGGAAUGGACAGAUUGGCCCCGACUGGCAGAGACGGGGCAGAGCGAGUCCUGACUGGCUUAGGGCCCAGCUGAGCGGUACAUUAGAAGCAACCACCCGUCUUGAGUAUGAUACACCGAUCACCUGUAUCCUCAGUGAACCCGUGCGCUUCACAAUCGGAGCUUCCUGCUACAUUUUCAACUUCUCUGGCUGACUUACUGGAUCCUGGGACCUGUGGAUUACGAGGCAGAGCGAGCAUACAUAAAUAUCAAAUUGCUCUCCUCGCGAGCCCGGAUGUGAUCCAUCCCGGGACGGGUCACCGGAGAUCUCCGCUGUCAGUGUUAAGGGUCUUCACGUACCGAGGCGCACGGUGGCAGCCACUUGUACUCAUGUAUCGCUCUGUAUCUGUCGCUCCGCUCCGCGUAUGUCCUCUCGCCGACUCGUCGCCUUUUCAUGUUGCUCACCGCGAUCGCUGGCCUGGCUAAUCGCCGUCAUCUAUACCAACGGGUAAUCAUCGGUCGGUGUUUCUGCGCGUCAUCGUGACGCAGAGUGACAUCGUGACGGCAUUGUGACGGGACCGUGACGCUGCGAGCCGGUCAUGUUUCACCGCGCGACCGAUCAAAAGUAGCGAUAUUUUUCAUACUUUGCGUAAACAGCGUACGAGUCGCGAUCUUACGCACGUAUGCGUUCCUUAGUGGACGUGCCACUAGGCGUCUGCACUUGUAUCGAUCGGAAGGAGCUCAGCUGUCUCGAACUGAAACUAUACUGCGAAAUAAAUGAUGUUGCAAAGA